Aegilops tauschii subsp. strangulata is the source of this 657-nucleotide messenger RNA. RefSeq lists its product as uncharacterized. Lineage: Eukaryota; Viridiplantae; Streptophyta; Magnoliopsida; Poales; Poaceae. The record is from RefSeq and is a predicted model, not a curated record.
UAUAAGUGGACGGCAGGGCAAGGGAAAAUCAAUAUUGCUCUGGCUUCCUAACUAACUAAACAGUAAACAGAGAGCUCGCUCUCCGUGAAUGAUGUCGAGGAAGAGGAGGAAGAAGAAGAAGUGUGGAGCACGCUGCUGCUACCUGGUCACGCUCUCAGCAGUGUGAAUUCCCAGAAGCAUGCUUGCCGUGCCUUCUUCCGGGUGCACCGGAGGCUGGCAUGUGAGCAGGGAUGCUUCAGUGAUGCAGAAGAAAAAAGGCAAGUCUUAUCGGCAAGGGAAGGCUACGCCUUUCUUCCAGGUCUCCCUCUCUCCAUCUAAAUCUGUGUUUGGAGGAGGGGGCUACGGUUAGUUUACCCACCGGUUUACUGCGUCCUUGUGAGUUGUGAUCAUUAUCAUGCACUCGUCAGUUGCUUGUCAUGUAUGGUGUUCUUGAAUUUUCAGCUACAUAAUGGUCGGUUGUGUGAGUGAAUGUUAUGGUGUUCUUGAAUGCUCAUGUGUCAGCCUGUGUGUUGACUGUUACUGUGAGUCAAUUAGCUAAAAGAAGUGUGAUGUGUGGGUUCAGCGAGGGUGUAACAGUCACUGAAUAAGAAUGUAAGGGUCCUAUCCUAUAUGUAUGUCUAAAAUAGUAACAUGUAACAUGUGUUGCUCUUUCUUUCA